UUGUGUUACGUAGAGAAGUCUGGCUCGGAUAUUUCUUCAACUCGAGGUCCGCUAUCCGAAGUCGACUAUUGAAGUGUUGAUGCCAGAGUAGACAACAUUUUAUUCACAUUUCGUUGUUUUCGGAUUAUAAACGUUAUGCUUGACCACCAUCGUGGAUGUGUGUAAAGUCGGAUUGGACAAGUAGUCACGACAUUUAUCCGGUUUUCUACUAAAGGAAUGUUUUUUCUUCCUCUUUUCAGCAACUAACGAUACAAGUGUUCCGCUUUUCCAGUAGGGCUGUUCAAGUACACCAGUCGGCUUUUAGGCUUUUUCUCAUGUAGCCUAGUUUUUCUUUGCAGGGAAAAACCUUCCGUUUUUCGCGUGAUUUUCUUACGUCUUCCGGUGGAUUGUGAUUGUGGCAACUAUUUCUUCCGUAGAUUCCAUGUAACCGUGUCUUCGAGCUCAGCCCUGUGGGUUUUGGUACUUGGAUAAGAGUGACUAAAAAGUUAGGCUACUUGUCGUAAAUGGAUCGCCAUUCCAGUUUCAUUUCCAUUUGGCUACAACUGGAACUCUGUGCCAUGGCUGUUCUUCUCACUAAAGGAGAAAUACGGUGUUACUGCGAUGCCCCCCACUGUGUGGCCACGGGCUACAUGUGUAAAUCUGAUCUAAACGCCUGUUUCACCAAGGUGCUGGACCCAAUGAACUCUAACUCUCCCCUCACGCACGGGUGUCUAGAUCCCAUAGCGAACGCUGCCGACAUAUGCAGCUCUAAGAACACAAAUGCCCUGAGUGAGGGUUUGUCUAUGCUGGAGUGCUGUCACGAGGACAUGUGCAACUACAGAGGCCUUCACGACCUGGCUCACACCAGAGAAUCCACAGACCACGGCCGGUACCAGCCCGAGAGCAACAACCGCCACCUGGUCACGCGGGUACAGGAGCUGGCCUCGGCCAAAGAGGUGUGGUUCAGGGCAGCGGUGAUCGCGGUGCCCAUCGCCGGAGGCCUCAUCCUGGUCCUCCUCAUCAUGCUGGCCUUACGGAUGCUCCGCAGCGAGAACAAGCGGCUGCAGGACCAGAGACAGCAGAUGCUGUCACGGCUCCACUACAGCUUCCACGGCCACCACACCAAGAAGGGCCACAUGGCGAAGCUAGACCUGGAGUGUAUGGUGCCCGUGACAGGACACGAAAACUGCUGCCUCACCUGUGACAAGAUGAGACAGGCAGACCCGGGGAACGACAAGAUACUGUCUCUGGUACACUGGGGGAUGUACAGUGGGCAUGGGAAGCUGGAGUUCGUAUGACUUACUUUUCUAAGUUGGUUUGACUUUACUUAAUGCCUCCCCCGCCCAAAAAACAGCCAAGACUGUCUCUCCUCUACUCGUUGGGUUUCCUCUUUUAAUUUUAAAAAUGAAUCCCCAGUUUUGUCUAUUUUACUUAACAGCUGGUUUUUUUCAAUGGAGGAAAGAAAAGAGGACUGAACUGAACGCAAGCCUUGUGGUUUUUGCUAAAGGAGCACUUUACUUGAAAAUGAAAGGCAAACCAUCGAGGCUCUAUUUAAACUUGAGGACAGGACUGACCGACGGACUGAGAAAGCCCUGUCAAGACCCUGUCUGCAUGUGGAUCCUGGACUAUACAGGGAGCGCUGAAGGAUUCCAAAUCUGUCUUAUUUGCACAUUUGUAAAAAGUAAAAUAAGUUGUUUUGCUUAAAAAGAAGCUAAAUAGAAGAAGACUUUUACACUGACACCAGGGUUAAACAAAAAAUAAAAUAGUUCAAUAAUUCAGUGUUGACUGUAGGUGUGUGCACUCCUCUGUGUACGUUUCUUGAUCCAAGCCUAUUGUAAAGAUUUAAAAUAUAUAUAUUUUUGUCUGAAAGAAA
Molecule: messenger RNA, 1852 nt
Organism: Oncorhynchus nerka (sockeye salmon)
Lineage: Eukaryota; Metazoa; Chordata; Actinopteri; Salmoniformes; Salmonidae
Product: BMP and activin membrane-bound inhibitor homolog
Exons: 3
Coding region: 504-1277 (257 amino acids)
Biological process (GO): positive regulation of canonical Wnt signaling pathway; transforming growth factor beta receptor signaling pathway; negative regulation of transforming growth factor beta receptor signaling pathway
Molecular function (GO): frizzled binding
Source: RefSeq, a predicted model, not a curated record